AUGGCUCUUGCAGACUUGGCUGUUGCCAUCUACGAACAGUUCAUGGCGCUCAGCCUUCCCCUCAAAGUGGCCCUCUUUGUGUUUGGGCCGAUCGUGUACAAUAUCGUUUGGCAGAUGUUGUAUUCGCUUAGAAAGGACAGAGCUCCACUUGUGUUCCACUGGCUUCCCUGGGUCGGAUCGGCCGUGUCCUACGGUAUGGACCCCUACGUGUUUUUCGAAAACUGCAGACAGAAGUACGGCGAUGUGUUUGCGUUCAUGUUGUUGGGUAGAGUGAUGACUGUGUACUUGGGACCCAAGGGCCAUGAGUUCGUGUUCAACUCCAAGCUUGCCGAUGUUUCUGCUGAGGAAGCCUACUCGCACUUGACCACUCCUGCUUUCGGCAAGGGCGUCAUCUACGACUGUCCUAACCACAGAUUGAUGGAGCAGAAGAAGUUCGUCAAGACUGCAUUGACCAAAGACUCGUUCCAGAAAUACGUUCCCCGCAUCCAGGAGGAGGUCUUGGACUUCUUCAAGACCUGCUCGUCAUACGCCAUGACUGAGCGCAACAACGGUGUUGUGGAUGUGUUGCACACGCAAGCCGAGAUGACCAUCUUGACGGCCUCCAAGUCUCUUUUCGGUGACGAGAUGAGAUCUAGAUUCGACAAGUCCUUUGCUGGCUUGUACAACGACUUGGACAGAGGCUUCACCCCUAUCCACUUUGUGUUCCCUAACUUGCCCUUGCCUUCCUACCGUAACAGAGACAACGCCCAAAAGAAGAUUUCUGCUACUUACAUGUCCUUGAUUGAUGAAAGAAGAAAGACCGGCGACAUCGUCCCCGGCAGAGACUUGAUCGACUCCUUGAUGUUGAGCUCCACCUACAAGGAUGGUGUGAAGAUGACUGACCAAGAGAUUGCUAACUUGAUGAUUGGUGUUUUGAUGGGUGGCCAACACACCUCUGCUGCCACUUCUUCCUGGUUCUUGUUGCACCUUGCCGAGAGACCCGACCUCCAAGAGGCUUUGUACAACGAAGUCCUUUCUACCUUGGCCAAGAAGGGUGGAAAGAUCACCGACUUGUCUUACGAGGACUUGCAAGAAAUGCCUCUUGUCAACAACACCAUCAAAGAGACCUUGCGUAUGCACUUGCCCUUGCACUCUAUCUUCCGUAAAGUGAUGAACAACUUGGUUGUUCCAAACACUUCCUACGUGGUUCCAAAGGGCCACUACGUCAUGGUUUCUCCUGGUUACGCUCACAUGUCUGCGGAGUGGUUCCCUAACCCCCAGAACUACGACCCACACAGAUGGGAGGAGAUGGACGCCGCCAACGUCCAGGACGCCAACUCUGACGAUGCCGAAGAUUAUGGUUUCGGAAAGGUCAACAAGGGUGUUGCCUCGCCAUACUUGCCAUUCGGUGGUGGAAGACACCGUUGUAUUGGAGAGCAAUUCGCCUACGUUCAGCUUGGAACGAUUUUGAGUACCUUUGUGUACAACAUCAAAUGGGGCUUUGCUCCUGGCCGCUCGGUUCCUCCCGUGGACUACCAAUCCAUGGUGACUUUACCUGCUUCCCCAACCGAGGUUGUUUGGGAGAAGAGGGAGACCUGUGUCAUUUAA
Molecule: messenger RNA, 1587 nt
Organism: Australozyma saopauloensis
Lineage: Eukaryota; Fungi; Ascomycota; Pichiomycetes; Serinales; Metschnikowiaceae
Gene: ERG11
Product: sterol 14-demethylase
Exons: 1
Coding region: 1-1587 (528 amino acids)
Molecular function (GO): monooxygenase activity; oxidoreductase activity, acting on paired donors, with incorporation or reduction of molecular oxygen; iron ion binding
Source: RefSeq, a predicted model, not a curated record